AUGGGUCAAUCACGACGCCCCGUUGGCGGAGAAAAGAAGAGUCGUUUCGGACGCUCAAAAGCAGUCGCAGAUGUUGGCGAUGGCCGGCAAGCGGGGGGAAGCCGCAGCAAGAUUUCCAACGAGGCCAUCAACGAGAACCUGAAGCUUCGGUUCCAGCAUGACGAGAUUUAUACUUACAUUGGCCAUGUGCUGGUGUCCGUUAAUCCUUUCCGAGACUUGGGUAUCUACACCGAUACUGUCCUCGAUUCGUAUCGGGGCAAGAACCGCCUCGAAGUCCCGCCUCAUGUAUUCGGAGUCGCCGAGUCCGCAUAUUACAACAUGAAGUCCUACAAGGACAAUCAGUGUGUUAUCAUCUCCGGAGAGUCCGGUGCGGGAAAGACUGAGGCCGCCAAGCGGAUUAUGCAAUACAUUGCCAGUGUCUCUGGAGGUGGCGAUUCGUCCAUUCAGCAAACGAAGGAUAUGGUUCUGGCUACGAACCCUUUGCUGGAGUCAUUCGGUAACGCGAAGACCCUGCGGAACAACAACUCUUCCCGAUUCGGCAAGUAUCUGGAACUGGAGUUCAACACAAACGGAGAACCGGUAGGAGCAAACAUCACGAAUUAUUUGUUGGAGAAAUCUCGGGUCGUCGGCCAGAUCACGAACGAGCGAAACUUCCACAUCUUCUACCAACUCACCAAGGGUGCCCCGCAAAAGUACCGCGACAGCUUUGGGCUCCAACAACCCCAGUCAUACCUCUACACGAGUCGCUCAAAGUGCUACGACGUACCGGGAGUCGACGAUGUCGCCGAAUUCAAGGAUACAUUGGAUGCGAUGAAGGUCAUUGGAAUGAGCGAUGCUGAACAGGACAAUGUGUUCCGCAUGCUGGCAGCUAUUCUCUGGAUUGGAAACAUCCAAUUUACCGAAAAUGACGAGGGCAAUGCUACUAUUCCGGAUCAAUCAGUCGUCGAUUUCGUUGCUUAUCUGUUGGAAGUCGAUGCCGCGCAAGUCAACAAGGCCUUGUCGAUUCGUCUGAUGGAGACUGCUCGUGGCGGGCGCAGAGGUUCCGUCUACGAGGUGCCAUUGAACAGGGUCCAAGCUUCCGCUGUUCGAGAUGCUUUGGCCAAGGCGAUCUAUUUCAAUCUCUUCGACUGGAUUGUAGAGCGCGUUAACCAGUCAUUGACUGCUCGGGGGUCUAUUGCCAACUCGAUCGGUAUUUUGGAUAUUUACGGAUUCGAAAUCUUCGAAAAGAACUCCUUUGAGCAGCUGUGCAUCAACUAUGUCAACGAAAAGUUGCAACAAAUUUUUAUUCAGUUGACUCUCAAGGCAGAGCAGGAUGAAUAUGCCCGCGAGCAGAUCAAAUGGACUCCUAUUGAGUACUUUGACAACAAGGUCGUGUGCUCUUUGAUCGAGGACAAACGCCCUCCUGGUGUUUUCGCUGCCCUUAACGAUGCCUGCGCAACUGCUCACGCCGUUUCCGAUGCGGCCGAUCAGACCUUUGUUGGUAGGCUCAACUUCCUGUCUCAGAACCCCAACUUCGAAGGUCGUCAAGGUCAGUUCAUCAUCAAGCACUACGCUGGUGAUGUCAGCUACGCCGUCGAAGGAAUGACGGAUAAGAACAAGGAUCAGCUGUUGAAGGACUUGUUGAACCUUGCUCAAUCUAGUAGCAACGCGUUCCUCCACGAGCUGUUCCCAAACCAGGUCGACCAGGACGAUAAGCGUCGUCCACCUACUGCCGGUGACAAGAUCAAGGCAUCCGCCAAUGACCUUGUAGCGACGCUUAUGAAGGCGCAGCCAUCUUACAUCCGUACCAUCAAGCCCAACGACAACAAGGCACCUAAGGAGUACAAUGAGGGCAAUGUUCUCCACCAGAUCAAGUACUUGGGUCUCCAAGAGAACGUCCGCAUUCGACGUGCUGGAUUCGCGUAUCGUCAGACCUUUGACAAGUUCACCGAGCGAUUCUACCUGUUGUCACCGAAGACAUCUUAUGCCGGUGACUACACCUGGACUGGUGAUGUGGAAUCCGGCGCAAAGCAGAUCUUGCAGGAUACUCGCAUCCCCGCGGAGGAGUACCAAAUGGGUAUCACGAAGGUUUUCGUGAAGACCCCGGAAACUCUGUUCGCUCUAGAAGCCAUGCGAGACAAGUACUGGCACAACAUGGCCAUCCGCAUCCAGCGUGCCUGGAGGAACUAUCUCCGAUACCGCAUUGAAUGUGCGAUCCGUAUCCAGCGCUUCUGGCGUCGCAUGACUGGUGGUCUCGAGUUCAUCAAGGUCCGUGACCAAGGACACCAGUUGCUCCAGGGCCGCAAGGAACGCCGAAGAAUGAGUCUUCUCGGUUCUCGUCGCUUCUUGGGCGAUUACCUUGGGGUUGGGAACACUGGCGGUCCGGGUGAGAUGAUCCGCAAUGGUGCAGGCAUCAGCGGUUCAGAAGAUAUUGUGUUCUCUUGUCGCGCUGAGACUUUGGUCUCUAAGUUUGGUCGUUCCAGCAAGCCAGUUCCCCGCAUCCUUGUCUUGACCAACAGACAUGUGUUCAUUGUGGCGCAGAGUAUUGUCAACAACCAACUUUCCAUUACGUCAGAACGAACCAUUCCUGUUGGAGCCAUCAAGAGUGUCAGCACCUCGAACCUAAAGGAUGAUUGGUUCUCGUUGAUUAUCGGGGCUCAAGAGCCCGAUCCUCUGAUCAACUGCGUCUUCAAGACCGAGUUCUUCACUCACCUGAAUACCGUCCUGCGGGGUUCACUCAACUUGAAGAUCGGGGAGACCAUCGAAUACAACAAGAAGCCUGGCAAGCUGGCGACAGUCAAGGCCAUCAAAGAUCCAGCAGCUGGAAACGUCGACACCUACAAGAGCAGCACGAUCCACACUAGUGCUGGUGAGCCUCCUAACUCUGUCUCUAAGCCUACUCCGCGACCAAAGCCGGUUGCUGCUCGCCCUGUGACGAAGGGCAGGCUGUUGCGUCCUGGCGGCCCCGGCGGCGGCCCUGCGAAGCUGUCCCAGGCUGCUCGCAGACCAGUCCCUGCUGCCCAGCCUCUUCCCCGGUCUACCCCACAGCCUGCCCCACAGCCUGCCGCUGUACCACGACCCGCCGCGCAGUCGCGCAUCGUGCCUCAACCUGUGGCCGCUGUCGCUGCCGCUGCCGCUGUACACACUCGCACCGAGUCUACCAGCUCUGUCAGGGCUCCUCCUCCACCUCCCCCGGCCGCACCUCCUGCCGCCGCCCAAAAGCCCACUGCCAAGGUCAAGUACGACUUCAGCAGCGACCGGGCGAACGAGCUUUCCAUCCGCACAGGCGAAAUUGUACAAAUUGUCUCCAAGGAUGGAAAUGGAUGGUGGCUGUGCAUGAACACAACAACCUCAGUACAAGGCUGGACCCCGGAAGCCUACCUCGAAGAAUUAGCUGUCGCUCCCACACCAAAGCCCGCUCCACCCCCACCUCCCGCUGCCCCCCGCGCAACCCCCAGUCCAAUUCCCAACGGCGCCGGAGCCGCUGCCGCCGCAAAGACCAAACCCGCCCCGCCCGCUCCUCCCGCCAAGCGACCCAACAUGGCCGGACGCAAGCCCGCGCCUCCUCCCGCUCCCCGGGACAGCGCUGGCAGCAUGCAAUCGGGCGACUCGUCCGGCGCCAGCGGCCGUGGCACCCCCAACAGCGCUUCGAAUGCUAGUCUGGCAGGCGGACUUGCGGAGGCGCUGCGGGCGCGACAGAGCGCGAUGCAGGGAAAACACGAUGACGACGAUGAGUGGUAG
Penicillium bovifimosum is the source of this 3720-nucleotide messenger RNA. RefSeq names its product class I myosin myoA. The transcript is spliced from 6 exons. Bases 1 to 3720 code for a protein of 1239 amino acids. Lineage: Eukaryota; Fungi; Ascomycota; Eurotiomycetes; Eurotiales; Aspergillaceae. Gene Ontology annotation, biological process: endocytosis; vesicle transport along actin filament; actin filament organization. Gene Ontology annotation, cellular component: plasma membrane; actin cortical patch; actin cytoskeleton. Gene Ontology annotation, molecular function: ATP binding; microfilament motor activity; actin filament binding. The record is from RefSeq and is a predicted model, not a curated record.